GGCCCUGCGGGCGGGAUUGGGCCGUAACUGUCCCGCAGGGCUGGGGAAAGCGCUAGCCCGUAGGCUGGAGGUGGCGCGAAGCUAGGGCCUCCCUGACGCCCCGCUGCGAGACUUCGGCUGACUUGUCCCUCCGGGCCUCGGUGUCCUCGUAAUGAUAACAGUCCCACGUUGGGUACUGAACGCUCCAGUGUCAGAGUUGACUAAGAAGUAUUCAGAAGCCAAGUCAUGGAUCCACCUGCACGUAAAGAAAAAUCCAAAGUUAAAGAACCUGUCAGCAGAGUAGAGAAGGCCAAGCAGAAAUCAGCCCAGCAGGAGCUGAAGCAAAGACAAAGGGCAGAGAUCUAUGCCCUCAACAGAGUCAUGACUGAACUGGAGCAGCAGCAGUUUGAUGAGUUCUGUAAACAGAUGCAGCCUCCUGGUGAGUGAGCCGAGUGUUCAAAGGAGCUGGACCCUGGAGACUUUGUCUGUGAGCUACCAGUUUUAAGCUGAGAUGGCCCAUUUGGAGCCUGACAGAACUAAACAAGAAGACAUUUGUGUUAUUCCUAAAACUGGAUAAAUCUGAACUUCCUGUAUGUAACUUUUGCUUCACUGGUUCCUCCAAUCAGAAUUGGCCCAAUGCUUGCUGAAGAGACUUGUUUUAUUCUUUUAAGACAGUGUUCUUUUUUUAAAAAACCUUUUUAUAUUGUUUGAGAAAAAAAAAAUCAGUGUUUCUUGUGAAACUGCAAAUUUUCUCCAAAAAUACAAAUAAAAUA
Rhinolophus ferrumequinum (greater horseshoe bat) is the source of this 752-nucleotide messenger RNA. RefSeq names its product small vasohibin binding protein (gene SVBP). Lineage: Eukaryota; Metazoa; Chordata; Mammalia; Chiroptera; Rhinolophidae. The transcript is spliced from 3 exons. Bases 226 to 426 code for a protein of 66 amino acids. Gene Ontology annotation, cellular component: apical part of cell. The record is from RefSeq and is a predicted model, not a curated record. Gene Ontology annotation, biological process: protein secretion; negative regulation of protein ubiquitination.